ACCACGACGCUAGAAAAAGAACGCGAGCGUCUCCGCUCCUGCAAUUUUCAGACAUCGAAGGGGGAAGAUACACAAGGAAUUAAGACGAUUUUCGGACCCCUAAACAAAUACCGAAAGGGGUCUUCACACAGAUCCUAAACCAGAAAACCACACAACAUGGUCGUAGUUACAGCAGGCACCGGAGGAGCCCAUAAAGUCCUCCUGAUAUCGGGGAAACAGAGCCGCUCCAUAUCUGUCAUGAUCCCGAACCAAGCCUCUUCAGACUCGGACUCCACCGUCUCCGGUGCACCGCUGCGCAAACGGCAGAGACUCACUCAUCUGAGCCCGGAGGAGAAAGCGCUGAGAAGGAAACUGAAGAACAGAGUUGCUGCACAGACUGCAAGAGACAGAAAAAAGGCCAAAAUGGGGGAGUUGGAGCAGCAAGUCUUAGAGUUGGAGCUCGAGAAUCAGAAACUUCACUUCGAGAACAGAUUGUUGCGAGAGAAGACGAGCGAUCUGCUCGGUGAGAAUGAGGAACUGAGACAGAGACUGGGGUUGGAUACUUUGGAAGAGAAAGAAAAGGUUCAGGUACUGGAGUCCGCGGUGAGCGAUUUGGGUUUGGUGACCGGGUCUUCUGAGUCAGCAGCACUCAGGCUACGUGUGUCCGCAGCAGGUGCAGACCCAGCAGUCCCCAAAUCUGAAGACUUCACCAUGGAUACUCACAGCCCUGGCCCUUCAGACUCUGAGUCUGAUCUCUUGCUUGGUAUUCUGGACAUCCUUGACCCAGAGCUCUUCCUCAAGACAGAACUCCCAGAAGCACAGGAGCCAGAGCUUGUGCUGGAUGCAGGUGCAGGAGAGCAAGUACCUGCCUCCCCAUCUGCAGCUUUGGGGCCCGCACCAGUUAAGCUGGAAGCCCUUAAUGAACUGAUCCACUUUGACCACAUCUACACCAAACCCGCCGAGGUGGUGAGCGAGGAGAGCAUUUGCGACGUCAAAAGCGAGGAUUCCGUCACCUUCUCCGAGGUCGAUGAAGAAAUCGAGGUGGAAGUCAAAGACGAACCGGAGGAAGUGGUCAUCCCUGCGGUGGAUCGGACUCCAGACGCGGUUGACGACUUCUUCUCUGACGCCUCUUCCUUCAGUGGCUACGAGAAGGCUUCGAAUCUGACGGAUGCUUACAGUGACUCUGGAUACGAGAGGUCUCCUUCCCCCUUCAGUAACAUUUCAUCCCCCCUCUGCUCCGAGGGCUCUUGGGAUGACAUGUUUGCGACUGAACUCUUCCCCCAACUGAUCAGUGUCUGAAGGUUGCAUACAAUAUACACCUGCCUUUGCUCUUUUAUUGUAAGUGAUUGCCAUGAGCUUCAUAGUGAUAGUACGACAGUAGCAUGUACCUACUCUUGCAGUUUAGACCAAAGGCAUUGCUUUAAGGCUUCUGUUGUAAUAACGCACAGAACUUGCGGCGACUCUGUACAGUUGAAGUGCAACUCAGUAUUUUUUGUUGGGGAAGGGGUUGGGGGCUAAUUGUUUUUAAAAGUAGAUCUAUUUAUUUGUGUAUCUCUCUUUUCCAGAGUUUACUGUAACGUAAUCCGUCUGCUUAUUGUACAACUUAAUUUUAUUGUAAAUGCUCUCCUUAAUCAUAUCGCAUUAAAAAAAAUUGCAUUGCA
Molecule: messenger RNA, 1640 nt
Organism: Onychostoma macrolepis
Lineage: Eukaryota; Metazoa; Chordata; Actinopteri; Cypriniformes; Cyprinidae
Gene: xbp1
Product: X-box binding protein 1
Cellular component (GO): nucleus
Molecular function (GO): RNA polymerase II transcription regulatory region sequence-specific DNA binding; DNA-binding transcription factor activity, RNA polymerase II-specific
Source: RefSeq, a predicted model, not a curated record